CAGGCGGAACAAUUAUUAGGCUGUAUAGUGAGAGGAGUGAAAAUGAUAACGCCCGAUUUCAGGUUAUACACAGCAUCCAAUAUGGCGGAUACCGGGCCUGAGCUAGAAUUAUUGUUUUUUGAUACAUUUUCACACGAAGGACAGGGUGCUGAGCAACUCAAUCUUGACCUGGUGCAGUUUCCCCGGCCAGUCAUCAUCCAUGAAGUACGAGUGAUCCCCCUUCAGACCAGGGUCCAGGCUGAUGUUCCCGGAGGUGUCAGACUUGGUGCCACAAAUCCUUCAAGUUUUAAACUCGAGUUGUUUGUCAACAAUUUAAGCAAGCCAAAUGCUGCCACAUUUGAAAGGCUUGGAGUACUAGAUUAUAAACAGAAUGUGGAUAUCAAGUUACGAGCAGAAGGAGCGGAGAUUCCGACAGAUGGGCUGAUACUGAAGGGAUGGUACACCACCAUUACUAUUGCAAUCUAUGGGACACUGACCGUGGUCAAGCCUGACCACUCCUCCCCACCACCACCUCCUCCUCCACAAGUCAGACAAAAGAGUUCUAUUGAAACAAGAACUGCUGGUGGAACUGACAUGGCACGUCCUGACUGGGAACCAACACCAGCCAGACCUGUCUCCACAUCAACAGAUAUCCCUCGGUCUGAGUGGGAGCCCCCGCCUCCUCGAGCUGCUCAGUCCAAGCCCCCACAGCAACAUCCAUUGGACUACAUCCAGCAACAGGUCCAGCUGCAACAGAAACAGCAGCAGGCAGCACAUUCCCAAUCUCAGACUCUUCCGAACUUGUCUCAUCCCCCUCCCAACCUCGCACUUCCGCCUCCUCAACCAGUCCCACCACCACAGACUAAUAUUCCCCCACCACAAAUACCUGGACAACCCCCAUCCGAUAUUUACAGAGGUGUGGAAGCUCCGUUUGACAGGGCACUCCACCCUGCAUCCCAACAUAGAGACAUAAUGCAGGAGUUCGUACAGAGUCCCAAAAUGGGGCUCAUUGACAGUCGUGAUGGGGGGCACUUCGACGGACGUGAAUCUCAGAGGGAUUUUUCAUCAGAAAAACGUGAGAACUAUGAGAGCAGAGAUGUGUAUGAUGAAAACAGAUCACAGGGUUCUUACGAAAAAGACUAUAGAACACACAAAGAAUCAAAUAGUCAUGAGAGGGAUUAUGACCAAUCUAGAGAAAGUUCUAGGGACAGAGAGUAUAGAGACAGGGGAAGAGACCUAGGGGAAAAGGAACGAAGGGAAAAGGUAUGGGAAAAGUUCCGUGAACGUGAACGAGAACGUGAUACAGGUUUCAGAGAAAAAGCAAAAGACUAUGGAGACCGGAGUCCUAGAGACUGGCCAAGAAGUCCUUCAAAACGAAAGUGGUCAAGGUCCAGAUCACGUUCUCGAUCACGAUCAAGGUCAGACUCCAGAUCACGAUCAAGGUCGAGGUCAAGGUCUUAUUCUAGAUCAAGGUCAUACUCAAGAUCGCCAAGACGAUCAUCAAGAUCUCCAAGGAGAUCAUUUUCAAGAUCUCCAAGGAGAUCAUACUCAAGAUCACCGAGACGGUCAUAUUCAAGGUCACCAAGGAGGUCAAGGUCGCGUUCAAGAACUCCAAGGAGGUCUUACUCACCAAGAUCCCCAGGACCAUUUAGAUCUAAAGUUCCAAGGUCAAGGUCACCUCCAGAAAUGCAUCCAAGGUCACCAAUUCACCCAAGGUCACCAGUGCAUCCACGGUCACCUGCGCGUCCAAUGUCACCCGUAAUUUCAAGGUCACCUGCACCUGUACAGACCCCAUUGUCCCCUCCCCAGGAGCUACCCCAGGUGGAGGAGUCACCGAUUCCCAUUAUCAGACAGCCCCGUGAGACACGAGAACCCCUUAGGGAGCCUUCUCUGCCCCAUGAAGAGAUUAUGGAAGCAGGGGAGAUUAUUGAUGAGGUUGGUCAGACCAUCUUUGACCAGCUUACUCCUGAGCAUUCACCAGGACCCAUGUUUUCUUCAGACGGAGAAAUUCAGGAGGUGGACGAUACAUACGAAAAUAUCUCUUCUGAUGAUGAACUGGAACUAGAUGGCGAUGACAUGAUGACAAACAUCGACAUGUACGAUAUAGUUGACGACUACGCUACCAUCUCGUUCAACCCAUUCCAGUUUGAAGUGGCCAAACUUGUGACAAUGGCAGAUGUGACACUGACCAAGUAUGAGGAGGAGUUAUCUGCCCUUCAGCAGCAGACGAACAAAGCUACAGAGAGACCCUCUGAGGCUACAGCUUUACUGGAACUUGUUGAUGAAUUCUCUUCCUCUGGCCAUCAUGGCAGGUGGAUUGAAGCACUAGAAAGUGUGCCAAGUCUUCUUGUGAAGGGCUUGUCUUACCUUUUACAGCGAGAGAACAGAUCAGAUGUCCUUGAGCAAUUACUAGAGUGGUCACUGGAGGGACUUGACCUGGACAAGGCCAUGGCACAACCUGAGACUGCCCACAAGGUUCGCCACCUCAAGAUGGGCAUCAAGCUGGCUGGGAGUAUGUGUACCUGUAGUCGUGAUAUUGUCCUCAAGUGUCUGGCCAUGGACAUCCAGCAUAAGCUACUAGAUCUGUUUGUGGCACCCUACAUGUCCUUCUCCCUCAAGCUCCAAAUUGUACGUGCCAUUGACCAGUCAACACGCUUCACCGACGGCAUGCAGUGGUUCCUGGGCAAGCACAUUCUACAGAACACAAAGGUCAAGGUUGACAGUGACGACAGUCAAAAUGUCAAGACAGAAUUGAACGAUAAUAAAGAGAGCUGUUAUGAAAGGCUUAUUGAAUGUAUGAUGAAGAAACAGGUUGCCAGGGUAACAAUAGCAAUGGCUGCCUUUUUGAAGAAAAUUCACAUUUAUGAGUUGCUGUCUAGUCUAACUGGAAAUGUUAAAAG
This is a messenger RNA of Mizuhopecten yessoensis (Yesso scallop), 2879 nucleotides long. RefSeq names its product protein virilizer homolog. Lineage: Eukaryota; Metazoa; Mollusca; Bivalvia; Pectinida; Pectinidae. The transcript is spliced from 14 exons. The annotation marks the transcript as partial. Gene Ontology annotation, cellular component: RNA N6-methyladenosine methyltransferase complex. The record is from RefSeq and is a predicted model, not a curated record. Gene Ontology annotation, molecular function: RNA binding.